UUCUUUUGGGUGAGGAAAGAAGAAGAGACCAAGUUAUAUGGUCCUGUUGUCUGAUUAAUUUAUGAUGGAAACUUCUCUCAGCUAAUCAAUAAACAGGAGUUAUAGAAAAAUGGAUGAUUGAAAUCACAAGACCUGUCUUCCUCAGUGCCUCAAACCAAUUUAAGUUUUGUUUUGGUACAAAGCUAGGCAGCAGCCUCCCCAUAGCCAUCACCAUUCACCACCAUAAUUUGUGAAAAGAAACUUUCAAUAUUCAAAGACAAGAAGAUGGGAAGGGCUCCUUGCUGUGACAAGGCUAAUGUGAAAAAAGGGCCCUGGUCUCCUGAAGAAGAUGCAAAGCUGAAAGAGUACAUAGAGAAACAUGGGACAGGAGCGAACUGGAUUGCUCUCCCACAAAAAGCUGGUCUAAGGAGAUGUGGGAAAAGUUGCAGAUUAAGAUGGCUUAACUAUCUCAGGCCUAAUAUUAAACAUGGAGAGUUCUCUGAUGAUGAAGAUAGGUUAAUCUGCACUCUCUUUUCAAGCAUUGGUAGCAGGUGGUCAAUUAUAGCAGCUCAGUUGCCAGGCAGGACUGACAAUGAUAUCAAAAACUACUGGAACACAAAGCUAAAGAAGAAACUUUUUGGCAUGGUUCCCCAAUCUCAAAGAAAAACUCAUCACAUUCACAAUGCUAGCUUCUCAUCUCUUCUUCAAUCAUUUUCACCUCCAUCCCCAUCCCCAUCACCUUCUUUGCCAUCACCAUCACCAUCAUCAACAAUACUCUACAAUUGCAACAACAACACUUACCACACACCAGGUAGAUCUUUUCCAAACUUUGAAGUAUCAUAUUCCUCAAGUUUCUCAAACAGCAGUGCUUCUUGUAUAACUGCUGCUUCAGUUCUUCAACCCCCCCAGGAGACUUUAUUGGGUCCCAUGAAGCAUUAUCAGCUGCAGGAUGGUCUCCGAAAGUUUGGGGGUGAAGCUAGUUGUAGUUCUUCUGAUGGAAGUUGCAGCAACCAAAUCAGCAAGACCAAAGAAUUAGAGAAUGAAUAUGGUGGUGCCACUGGUAACAAUGGUGCAAAUAAUGGUGACCAACAAAUUGGCAUGCACAGCUAUAAUUUCAAUAAUGAAGCUGAUGAAAACCAGAAGCUUAUGGCAUCAAAUGGAGGUGAAGCUAAUGAAUGGUCUGAGAAGUCAUCAAAUGGAUUGUGGGAUGAAACACCAUUAGAUUAUGGGCUUGAGGAGAUCAAGCAGUUAAUUAGUACUACUAGUUGUAACAGCUUUAGUUUUGAUGAAAACAAGGCAGAGGAAAAAGUCAUGUACUAUUGAUCUGACUAUGACUGCGUGUAAAAUCAGAUGGAAUGGGCUCAAAGUUAUCAGAUUUCUGAUGGAAACAGUUUGUACAUGGCAAAAAAAGUUUCCUUUGUACUUUUUUUUUUUUUUUGAGAAAUUAUGUUAUUUGUUACUGAUCAGAGUUUAGCUGAAAUAUUCAGAAAUAAUUCAUUAUAUGUCAUGGAAACUAGAGAAGCCAUCAACUUUUCAAGGACCAAACUUGAAAACUAAGCAGAUAACUUCUUUAAUCCAAUUUUUAAUCAAUUUUCCAGAUCUAAAAUGUUU
This is a messenger RNA of Durio zibethinus, 1590 nucleotides long. RefSeq lists its product as uncharacterized. The record is from RefSeq and is a predicted model, not a curated record. Lineage: Eukaryota; Viridiplantae; Streptophyta; Magnoliopsida; Malvales; Malvaceae.